AUGGCACCAAAGAAGAAGCUUGCUCAAACACCCGCUCAAACACCUGCCCAAACACCCGCUCGGACACCUGCUCGGACAUCUGCUCGGACACCUGCUCGAACACCGCGUCAGCAGAGCAACACAUUGACGCCUACCGAAGUUUACGACGAGGAAGAGAACGACUUUAGCAUCAACGUCUAUGCCAGUCUUAUAGAAGACGACAUCACCGCAGGCAUAGAAGAGAAGCAUGUGCCUAGUAUACUCAAGGGGUGUGCCGUUAGCGACAACGAUCUACUUGAUGACCUGAGCCCUACCGACAUCGAGGCGCUCGUCCAGCGGCUUCUCCCUGGCAUUUGCCAGCAAGAUGUCCAAGACUUCUUAGCCCAGAUUACUACACACAAUUCGCCGCCCUUUACCAUACCACGCCACCAGCGCGAGCCUAAGAGUUGGCCCUCGACGUACGAAGAGUCGGACCUGUUGUGGGAAGAGGGAGCCAAGGCUGAGCGAGCAAUCAAGCUGCCUGUCGGAACCAAUAUGCCGAAGUGGUUGGACAUGUCAGAGGAUCAGCUAGGCAACGUUGUCGACGAGAUCCCCACCAACCUGAGAUUGUUCUGGCAGUGUGUCGCCCAGGAAUGGCUGGCAAGAUCGCAGGCAAAGAUCGCCCUACUUGUCGGAGCAGCUGCGGUCAACACCUAUCUGUCAUAUCUAGACGCGGACCAUGUUCAACACCAACAAAUAUGGUUUGCUGGUGGCAACAAUGAGUACCAAUCAAGCAAGAAGCCACCGUGUUGGAUCGAAUACAACAAGGACAACAAUAUCAAACGCAUCGCGUUCUCAGUUCCGCACCCUGAGUAUUUCAACCGUAUCCGCGGCAGGAUCGCCAAUGGGCUGAUAGUGCGAGUUCAAGAAAUCGAGGAGUACGGCGCAGACAACAACGCACUUCGCAAGAUUCUGAGUAUCCCGACGUUAAACAACUCUACCAUUGAUAACUUCAUGUCCCGCAGCAAAAGCAUGAACGAAGAACAGAUCAAGAGUAUCAAGAAGAUGAGAAACGAAGUCAAUAUCAAGGUGGCGGAAUCUCACUUAUGGUGGGACCGAGCGGACGUCAUUUCGAAAUACGGUCCUCACGCAUUCACAUUCAAGUUGAUGGCGAAGCGCUACCAAGACAGCAAGAAGAAGUCAAGGGCCAAGACCAAUGACAAGUUUGCUAGUCUACCAGAAGACGACAAGAAAGCAUUAGUAGAGUCGAACAAACAGAAAGCCUGCGCACGAGAGAAGAAGAGGCGAGCAGCUGAAAUGGAGGGUGAGGACAAGGAGAACGCCAAAGACGAGUUGUAA
This is a messenger RNA of Alternaria hordeiaustralica, 1317 nucleotides long. RefSeq lists its product as uncharacterized. NCBI's taxonomy places the organism in Eukaryota, Fungi, Ascomycota, Dothideomycetes, Pleosporales, Pleosporaceae. Bases 1 to 1317 code for a protein of 438 amino acids. The record is from RefSeq and is a predicted model, not a curated record. The transcript has 5 exons.